AUGUCAUCUACUCCUUCAACCUCCCGAGAAUUCAGAAAGCUAUUUCCUCAUUGGCGUGAUAACUCUAUAGCUAAUCGAACAAGAUCUCUCGAGUCAGGUAGUUCAUGGAGUAUACACGAGAUUGAAACAUUUCACAUCUUACGGAAGAAACCUCAAUCAAGAGUUCCGGACCAACUUCAAAAGUACUUUCAAACAGCCACUAUAUGGAUAAAUGAAUCGAAAGAAAUACGACUCGUCCUCAAACUUUUGCAAGAGAAAAAAUGGACUGCUUUUACUCACCACCAAAUCUCUGAAUCGGCUGGUAUAUUUGAUGACUUCUUCAAACUCUUACAACAAGUUCUCGAAACCCCAAUUACACCUGGUCCUCAAAGAGGACUACGAUCACUUGAUGAGCAGGAACUUCCCUUACUACCUCCGAACCCAUUAACUUCUACCUCUACCUCUACCUCAGCGAAACGUCCAGCCAAGAACCCCACCGAACAAUCUUCCUCUCCAGCAUCAUCCUCUACCCCGGAAACCCCUCCACCCAAAAAAUUCCGCACCGAAAAAGAAAGAUCUCCCCUUCCCUCUGCCUCUCCAACAUACACCUCAUCCUCCACCCCCGAAAAACCUCCUCCAAAAAAACGUCGCACGGAAAAAUCCUCCUCCCCAUCAUAUGUCGAGUCAAUUCCCAGCGACCAAUCAAGUCAUGAUCAAAGAAAUAAAUCAGAAAUUACAACCAAUGCUUGCGCGUACGCACUAUUAUCCCGUGUUGUAGAGCUUUUCAGACCAGCCAUUGAAAAAGAAAAAGAAAAAGAAAAAGAAGAGACAGGGAAUGAAAACGAAAAAGUGUAUCUAGAGUGGACCAUUACAAACGAUACAUUUACCAUUCAAGCUGGAAAUCUUUUUUGUACGACGAAAAAUGAUGGGAGCUUGGUGGAGAAAGUGGGGCAUUUGGGGAGGUGGGGGAGGGGCUCGGGGGUUACUUAUUGUAGUCUUGAGACUAAAGCAAUGUUUUCCAUCAAUGAUAAACCAAUCAGAGUCCAAACUCAAGAAACCGCUCAUUUAAUCGGCAUGUUUUCCCAACUUGAUCCGGAGAGGUUGGAGGAUCAGACAAUGUGA
Molecule: messenger RNA, 1101 nt
Organism: Botrytis deweyae
Lineage: Eukaryota; Fungi; Ascomycota; Leotiomycetes; Helotiales; Sclerotiniaceae
Exons: 3
Coding region: 1-1101 (366 amino acids)
Source: RefSeq, a predicted model, not a curated record